Messenger RNA from Tribolium madens (black flour beetle), 1599 nucleotides. RefSeq names its product porphobilinogen deaminase. Bases 150 to 1544 code for a protein of 464 amino acids. The record is from RefSeq and is a predicted model, not a curated record. Lineage: Eukaryota; Metazoa; Arthropoda; Insecta; Coleoptera; Tenebrionidae. Gene Ontology annotation, biological process: heme biosynthetic process. Gene Ontology annotation, cellular component: cytoplasm. Gene Ontology annotation, molecular function: hydroxymethylbilane synthase activity. The transcript is spliced from 5 exons.
UAAUUUGGAAAGUUGAUUGUUCAUCGACAUCAGCACUUACGUUGUGCAGAAUGUGAUAGUAGUGAUAAGGCACUUUUUUAAUGAAACAGCAUGAAAAAAUAAUCAUGUGAUUGCUGUAAUUGUUCCUAGACAAAAAAACAAGCACAGAAAUGAGCGAGACUGAGAAAAUCCGGGUUGGAUCCCGGAAAAGCGAGCUGGCCCUCAUUCAAACCCGACAUGUAAUUUCGUUGCUCAAAAAAAUUCACCCUGAAAAGGAUUUUGAAAUUGUAACAAUGAGCACUUUAGGAGAUAAGGUUCUAGACAUACCCUUACCAAAAAUUGGUGAAAAAUCUCUCUUCACAAAAGAACUUGAAUCUGCUCUUACUACAGGCUGUGUAGAUUUUGUUGUCCACUCAUUAAAAGAUCUUCCAACUGCACUACCUCCAGAAAUGGCAAUUGGAGCUGUUUUAACUAGAGAGGAUCCGCGGGACGCUCUAGUGUUACAAAAAGAUCACGACAAGUAUUUAUUAGAGACUUUACCAGAAGGAAGUGUAAUUGGAACUUCUAGCCUACGGAGAGGGGCGCAAUUAGCUCGAAAGUACCCCCAUCUCAAAGUUGAGAGCAUUAGAGGAAAUUUGAAUACCAGGUUAAAGAAAUUAGAUGAAUUGGGGAAAUAUCAGGGAAUUAUUUUGGCCUCUGCAGGUCUUAUUAGGAUGGGGUGGACUAGCAGAAUUAGCAAGAUUUUAGAUUCUGAGGAACUUCUGUACGCUGUUGGUCAAGGAGCCUUGGCUGUAGAAUGUCGCGAAUUGGACGAAAAAAUUAUUGAGCUUCUGAAGCCCCUUUACGACGUCCAAACAGCCCUUCGUGUUAUAUCAGAACGUAGCUUUCUUAAAACUCUCGGCGGAGGUUGUAGUGCACCUGUCGCAGUUUCAACCGACCUCUCCCGAGUAAAAGACAACAAAUACAUUUUAAAACUGAAGGGUGCUGUGUGGUCUCUUGAUGGCAAAGAUGAAAUAAUCGAAACUGGAGACUGCGAAAUUGACCUUAAAAAUACACCACGAUGCGCGGCUUGUCCUUUUAAUACUAGCAACGAGAACGCUUCCUGUGUUCGAGACAUCGAGAAUUUGAAACGUUGCGACACUUGUCCUAAUCAAGUCCCGUCUAAAAAAAUAAAAUUGGACGAAAUCCCGGUCGAGGUUUUGAAGAAUGAUCCUCAUGAGCAUUGUCCGGUGGCGUUACCCAUUGGUGUGGAUUUCAUGGGAAAAUGUCCCUAUCUGGAGGCAAACAUGGGAAAAUAUUCUGCGAAUGGAGUAAUAGAAGAGGCAGAGUUAUUGAAACAGUGUCCAUUUCGCAAAGAGACAAAGAAGGGAAAUUUGACGGAAGUUACGGCCGGCCCGAGUGCCUCCAAUACAUUUUGUGGGCUUGUCCCCCACAGUGAUACGCCACUGGAAUCGUUAAAACAAGCACAAGAUUUGGGGGUCCGACUUGCCCAAAGUUUGUUAAGUAAGGGGGCUGGGGAGGUCAUGGCGAAAGCACAAGCUACAAUACAUGGCGCUGCAAGUUAACUUUUGUGUAUGUUUUGUUUAAUUUUAAAUAAAGGCUGGGAAUUUUUAAAUUUGG